This is a messenger RNA of Neltuma alba, 4573 nucleotides long. RefSeq lists its product as uncharacterized. The record is from RefSeq and is a predicted model, not a curated record. Gene Ontology annotation, molecular function: acyltransferase activity, transferring groups other than amino-acyl groups; transcription corepressor activity. Gene Ontology annotation, cellular component: nucleus. The transcript is spliced from 11 exons. Lineage: Eukaryota; Viridiplantae; Streptophyta; Magnoliopsida; Fabales; Fabaceae. Gene Ontology annotation, biological process: negative regulation of DNA-templated transcription; regulation of transcription by RNA polymerase II. The coding region runs from base 84 to 4304 and encodes 1406 amino acids.
AACCGCCCCAAAGCAUCGCAGUAGACGCAAGCACACGUUCAUAUUUAGUUUUCAGAAGUCGGGUGCUCUACAACCAGUCUUCAAUGGCGGUUGAGGAAUUGGAGUCCACUGGGUGCAGAAAGCGCAAACGAGGUUAUGGAAGAAGAAAACUCGUCGUCAACGACAGAGUGGAGGUGAGGAGUAUGGAAGAUGGCUUUUUGGGUUCAUGGCACCCAGGGACUGUUAUCCAUUGUGGGAAGCAGAAACGUCAUGUAAAAUAUGACAAUGUUUUAGUUGAUAAUGGGUCAAAAUAUCUUGUCGAUAUAGUGGAUGUUCCAGCUAUUUUGGAUGGCGCCAGUUCCACAAGUUACAAAGAACGUGGAUUCAUUAGACCAGUACCACAUUUGAAGGAGUUUGGGAACUAUGAUCUUCCGUUUGGUCUAUGUGUUGAUGUGAACUACCAAGAAGCUUGGUGGGAAGGUGUUAUUUUUGAUCAAUCUGAUGGGAGGGAGAAGAGAUCCAUAUUUUUCCCAGAUUUGGGUGAUGAAAUGAAGUUCGAAAUUGGUCAUUUGCGUAUUACUCAUGACUGGAAUGAAGUUACAGAGGAAUGGGAGAGACGGGGCAUGUGGGUAUUUCUUGAAUUGAUUGAAGAGUGUGAACAGGAUACUUAUGUUACAGUUUCAAUAAAGCAAAUCUGGUAUGAUGUGCGUGCCAAAGAAGAUUUCAGUAAGAUUAAAGACUGGACUUGUAAUGUGAAAGACUUGUGGAGGGGUCCGGUGCUUGAGGUAAUUAAUGACUACUUUGCACUUACAAUGACAGAAAUUUUCAGAGUCCUGGAUCUUUCAAAAGAUCUCUUGACAGAAGCAACGGAACAAGAGUCCGGUGAACCUACUGCUGAUAUUCACUUUAGUCCGGAAAGAAAUUCAGACAACUUUUAUUCUGUUUCGAGUCCUGAUAAUCAUCAGUUAACUAGCAAAUCAAAUGUUCAUUAUGAUGCUGGUCCCAGGAAUGCAUUUGUCCAUGACAUAAGUUUGGCCGAGAACCAUUUGGAAAAAGGUGACUUGUCAAACUUCUUGGAUGCUGAUCAAAACAGUGGUAGCAUCAUUCUUAACCAGAAGAAAUAUGAUUUGGUGACCUUGGGGGACCGGGUGUCAAAUACACCUGUGGUGGCAGACUCAGACGUGUCCUUUCCCGAGAAGGAAGGAUUGGUGCAAAAGGAAUCUAUGUCACCAGAAGCCGAAGGAAUUUCUGGGCAGGAUGCUGGUACUGCAGGUGAAGUAAAUUAUGGAGCUGGUUGUUAUAAAAGAAAAAGACAAGGCGGAUUAUCAACUCGCAGAAGUUUUACUGAGUGGAAACCUCUGAUACUUUCUGAAGUUGAACUCUACCCUGAUUCUGUUCAUCAAUAUGCACUCGCAUCUGAUAGGAAGAUCAGGGAACAACUGAAGACAAAUGUCAGAAAACAUAUUGCAUACCUUGGAUGGAAAAUUGAGUGGAUGCAACAUAAAGGAGGUACGCAACAAAAGCAAUAUAGGUACACCUCACCUGAGAUAGGGGGAAAACAGGUUGUUUACAUGUCACUUCGUGAAGUUUGCAAACAUAUUGAAAAGGACACCAAUAUGAACUCUUUGCUAUCCCAAGAUGAUCAGAGAAGGACGAAUCCUACAAUUGACAAUAAUAUUUCACAUCCUACAAUUUUGCCACCUUCUGUUGAAGACAUAGUUGAUCCUGAAAUUUGCCCUGAAGCUGUUUUGAGAUAUUACUUGCUCCCAUUAAAGAGGGGCCUCAGUGGUGUUAAAAAUUUGAUGAUACGAAAGGUAAGAAAACAACUCUUAACUGAAGGAUGGACCUUUGAGAAUCCAACCAUAAAAGGAAAGGGAAUGAUUUACAUCUCACCACAAAAUCAGCGUUUCGAUUCACUUCGAGUAGCAUGCAGAGAAUAUAUUAAAGAAUGUCUUCCUAAGUGGAUUAGUUCUGGAAUGAUACCCCUGGAUGUUUCGAGCAUAAAUGAAGAGAACACUGGCCUGGUUGCUAGUAAUAAAUUAUUGUGUUGUGUGUCCCAAUUGCUUCAAAAGGAGCCUGAAUUGUAUUAUGUAACCAGUGAACCAUCAAGCAGGUCAAUUGGGCAAUGCAAGUCAAAACCCUUAAGGAAGCAAAAGUCCCAAGAUAAUCAGAGAACUAUGUAUUCUACAAUUGGCAGUAGUAUCUCGCUUCCCGCAAUUUUGCCACCUCCUUCUGUUGAAGAUGCAAUUGAACCUGAAUUUUGUCCUAAAGCUGUUUUGAGAUAUUACUUGUAUUCAUCUGAGAAGUGCCCCAAGGAUGUUAAAAAAUGUAUGAUACUAAAGGCAAGAAGACACCUGUCAUCAGAAGGAUGGAAUUUUGAGCAUCCAACCAUAAGGGGAAGAGGAAUGAUCUACAUUUCACCACAAAGUCAGCGUUUUGGCUCACUCCGAGUAGCAUGUGAAGCAUGUAUUAAAAAAUGUCUUCCUGAGUGGAUUAAGUCUGGAAUGAUGCCUCUAGAUGACUUGGGCAUUAAUGAACAGAAUAUGAGUAAGGUUGACAGUGACGAACUAUUGGACUAUGUGUCCCAUUUGCUUCAAAAGGAGCCUGAAUUUUCUGAUUUAAAAGGGGUACCAGAAAGCAGAUCAAGCAGGCAUUGCAAGCUCAAACCCUCCAGGAAUCUAAGGUCCAGGCCACCUAAUCUCCAGAGAAAAGAAUUACCUAUUCGGUUACAAAGAUCAAGCAAAAGGGUGCAGAAGGUGAACGCUCCUUGUUCAUCACACCUGAAAGCUCAAAAUGUCCUGUCCUGGUUAAUAGACUGCAAUGUGUUGUUACCAAGGUCUAAGGUCCAUUACCGGGCAAGAGCCACAGGUCAUCCUAUGGCUGAGGGGCGAAUAACUCGUGAUGGAAUCAAGUGUAGUUGUUGUCAGAAGCUAUAUAGUCUUGGUGGCUUUGAAGGCCAUGCAACUGGUCGUCGUAAUUGCAGGUCAGCAGCUGCUAAUAUUGUUUUGGAAAAUGGCAAGUCACUCCGAGAUUUCCAGAUGCAGUUAAUGAAUGAGCGUAGGACCAGAGGAACUACAAAAACACCAUCAAAAAGCGUGCAUCAAGAAGAGAAUGACGGCAUUUGUUCUGUUUGUCACUAUGGCGGUGAACUAAUAUUGUGCGAUAAUUGCCCAUCUUCAUUUCAUAAAAGCUGCAUAGUUUUGGAGGAUAUCCCUGAAGGUGACUGGUUUUGCCCAUCAUGCUGUUGUGGAAUUUGCCGCCAACGUAAAACUGAAGGGGCUGAUGAUGAAAAACUUUUGACUUGCAGCCAGUGUGAACAUAAGUAUCAUGCUAAGUGCUUGGGUAAAAGGUCCGUAACAAUGUCAGGAAGAUAUCUGAAGAAUUGGUUUUGUGGAAAAAGCUGUGAAAAGAUAUAUGCAGGCCUUCAAAGGCUAUUAGGAGAACCUGUUGCAGUGGAUGCGAAGAAUUUAAACUGGACAUUGCUGAAGUGGGUUGACUCUGAGAAUUAUGGUUUUGGGAAUGGUAGAAAUGACCUAGAGGUAGAGAGUUACAGCAAACUCAAUGUGGCUCUUUCAGUGAUGCAUGAAUGUUUUGAGCCCUUGAAGGAAUCUUAUUCAGGCAGGGAUCUCAUGGAAGACGUUAUUUUUAGCAGAUGGUCAAAGCUUAAUCGAUUGAACUUCCAAGGUUUCUAUACCGUACUUCUGGAGAGAAAUGAAGAAGUGAUAACUGUAGCAACUGUUAGGAUCUAUGGAGAGAAGGUAGCAGAAGUACCUCUUGUGGGUACCAGAUUUCAGUAUCGUCGCCUUGGAAUGUGUCGCAUUUUAAUGGAUGAGCUUGAAAAGAGGCUCAUGCAACUAGGGGUGGAGAGGAUAGUUUUGCCUGCUGUUCCAAGUGUGCUAGAAACGUGGACUACUUCUUUUGGCUUUGCAAAGAUGACAAAUGCUGAGAGAUCACAGUUUCUGGACUGCACUUUUCUUGACUUUCAAGACACCGUCAUGUGCCAGAAGCUUUUGAUCAAGAAUCGUCCAGCUUCAGUUUUGUCAACAGUGAACCAAACAAAAGCACAUGAUGGUUUAUCUGUAAGGGGUGGUACUGUUUUUUAUCAGCGGAGUCCAGUAUCUGAAGCAUAUCAAGCAGAAGAGAUUGACACAAAUGAGACGCUGGAUCUACAAAUGGUGGCAAAACUGGCAAAUUCUGAGGGCAAACAAUUGCAGAACGGAAGCAUUGCAGAAUGCUUACUUGAAGAUGGCCGCUUAAAACAUGUUUCCAUCAAUAAUGCUCCAUGUAAGUACUACAAGCGAAGGAAAAUCAGCAUGAAAAGAUGAGAACUCUCACUUAAAAGGUGGCCAUUGAAAUCUCUGAGCCAUCUGGGUCGAGCUGUGGAAAUUGUACUGAAGAGGUCUGAACUAGGCGUCAUCAAUAAUUUUUUUGUACAAAGUUGUGUAUAUUUACCAGCUCAAAGCCAUUUAAUCCUUGUUUUGGUGUAUCAGGAUCUCAUUUUAUGUAAUCUAACCCACGAAUGUAACCUCAUUUAUGUCAUCUAAGGUAGAGAAGGUUGUGGUGGUUUUUUUUUUUUUUGGGAGUGAAAAAGGAG